UCUUGAAGACGCAGCGGGUACAUUCCGAGUCCCCCCCCUCACUACAACCAGAAGCAGCAGCAGCAGCAGCAGCACCCACAUCUCCAAUUUGAAAGCCGCCUCUCUACCGGGAGAGGAAGGCUCUUUUUCGGUCAGAUGGCGCGCUGCAGUCCGCCCCCGUCAUUCUCCAGCCCACUCAGAGCAGACACACACACACACACACACACAGAGCGAGAGAAAGAGAGGCAGCCAGCGACCAAUACGCUACGCCGGAGGAGGAUUUCUGCCAGUGAUUUCAGACAAGACACAGCAGGCUGAGAGGAUUUACUACGCCAAUCUGACGGUAUCGCUUGAAGGUAAGAGACUACAGUCAGAUCGUUUAUAGCAACGUGCUCUGUUGCAAUGGCGCGUGAUUUUAUUGAAUGCGUGCUUUGACUAAAGCAAAUCAUCAUUGAUCAUGCUUUUACUUGAUUUAUUUUUACAAAGGAAUCCACUCGUUCUGCUCCCUUCCCAGAAGAAGGUAAGAACAAUGGCAAUGUCACAAUGACCCUUUCAGAUCGGUGGCGGGAAGUUUGAUCUCUUGUACAGUAUUGAUACUUUUGGGCAACUUUUGACUUUACCAAAACUCAUCUUUACGUCAGAGAAAUAGGGCUGUUGAUUUUUAUCAGCAUCUGCAGAUGAUGACGCAAUGAAGUUCUAAGGUGGUCAUUUGUAUGAACUUGAACUGAGAUGUUGGUCUUAUGAGGUAGGAAAAACGGGGUUGCGGAAACGACAAUGGCAAUGGAAGGAGAGGGGGAAAAAAAGACUGAUGAAAAGAGAAUGUGUUAAGAGCACUCACUUUUGACAAUUCUCCUUAAAUAUCUAGGGGGAAAAAAAAGAUUGAAAAUAUUUUUUCCAACUGGUAUAUUCAAUUAUAUGUGUUAUUCAGUACACAACAGCAGCUGAAAAAGCUCAGAAAACAGGUUCGGACAGCAUAAAAGUUGUGGCAGCAGUCUUAUCCAGCUACUGGGAAAUAUGACGUGAUUGUUUUUUAUCCUUCAAGAUAUGAAAACUGUGCAAUGUCUUAAAAGAGAGCAACUAUUUUGAGUGCAUAGAUGUUUCUUUUCAUAGUCUGAGUUUUAAAAACAACUGUUAGUGUACAAUAUAAAUCUGGAAGCAUGAAGUCAUAAUUGCUUUUGUACUGCCGUGCUUUUAAGUACUGCAAGUACAGGAGUUGAACGCGUUUUUUUUUUUUUUUUAAACAUGCAAACAUAUUUCGUGAAAAUGUCCUAUUUUUAGUCGGUAUGGUUCACGUGACUAAUUUGUGCUCAUCUUGUAGAAAGAUGUCUCUGCCACGCACCCUCGGGGAGCUUCAGCUCUACCGGGUGCUGCAAAGGGCCAACCUGUUGGCCUACUACGAAACCUUCAUCCAGCAGGGCGGCGACGACGUGCAGCAGCUCUGCGAGGCGGCGGAGGACGAGUUCCUGGAGAUCAUGGCCCUGGUCGGCAUGGCCACCAAACCGCUGCACGUCCGGAGGCUGCAGAAAGCCCUCCGAGACUGGGCGGCCAAUCCCGCCCUUUUCGGCCAGCCCGUCUCCGGCCCGCCCUCUCUCGGAGGGAUCCCGCUCUUUAAGGUCGACGGCACGGGUCCGAGCGGCUCGUCGGGCGGACAGAGGAAGUCUUUGAGUAACGGACAGCCGGGAUCGCCUUGCGAGCGGGAGGACCGGGCGUGUCUCACUCCCGUGCACGGCGGGAGCCCCCGGAGCCCGUGCUCUCGGGCCUCUCCCCAGCCGCCGGACGCGCACUGCCGGGAAAAACUGUCCCCCCUGGACCCGCGCUGGCUCGCCCCGGAGCCCGAAGGGAACGGAAACUCGGCUGCCUCGGCGCCGGGAAGCGAAGAGGAUCCGCCCAGUCCGCCGCCUUUGCCCGCGGGACCCUCGGCGUCUCCGAGCUCGUCCUCCGUCCCCGCCCCUCUUUCGGCCUGGCCUGGAGGUCGGUUGGACGGCGAGACGAGCCGCGCCGUCGCGGAAAGCGUGGAGAGACUCCUCAGGACUCUUCCUCGCUCCGAUCCGACAGAGGUUAAGAGUCUGCUGAGGAUCAACAAGAAAAUAGCAAAGACCGUGGGCCACAUCUUCAACAUGGCUUCGCAGGACGUCAAGAAGGAAGAGGAGAUCCGCAAGUACAGCCUCAUCUACGGACGCUUCGACUCCAAGCGGAGAGAAGGCAAGCUACUCACGCAGCAUGAGUUGAUCAUCAACGAAGCUGCGGCCCAGUUCUGUAUGCGCGACAACGCCCUUUUACUCAGAAGGGUGGAACUCUUCUCUCUGGCUCGGCAGGUGGCCAGAAAAUGUGCCUACACCUCCACUCUCAAACACGCGAGGUCAAACGCGGAGGAGGACAACCAUGUGUCGUCGCAGAAGAAACCCAGGAUUGAAAUGACCGGGCCCGAGAGCACGUCAUCGCUCGUUCUCGGAGUGGACGCCGGAGAGGCCUCGGACCAGAAGGCGGAUGAUGACAGCUUGUCUGCAGAGAGUCCGGAAAGCGCCUCACACGACACGGGCUCACAGUGCCAGCCCGCCGACGGCUCCGCCUGGAGUCGCCAUCUCAUGCAACAAACGCUCAUGGACGAAGGUCUGCGAUUGGCUCGCAUGGUGUCACACGACCGGGCCUCCAAAUUAGGGGCAGACGGGACUCACUCUACAGAGCACACCAGUAAAGGUCAUCAGCGAAGCCCGAUCACGGCGUGCCACGGCGUCGGCCCAAACGUCACCAAAGACAACACCGUUCACAGAGGGAAAUAAAGAGAGAGAGACAAUUCAAAUCCACAGCAAAGGACUUGUUCCCGUGCAAUGUCGGUCGAUGACAUGGUCGUCAACCCCUUUGUAGGAUGACGUCAACAGCCCGGUUGUGUUAUUGGACAUUUUGCCAUUAAAAGCAUUCCAUCUACAUACUGGAGCAGUAUUUAUUAUUCCAAACAGUCUUGCACGGUGAUGUGAAACGCCCCAACACACAAGGGGGCACUACAACUUUGGAAAUCAACCCCUUUUUCACCUCUGUGUAGGAACAAUGAAAGAAAGGGCGUAACUUUUCAACAUGUCAAAUAUAGAACGGUUUACUAAUCCUCAUUUUCUAGCAAAUCAAGAAAAUGAAUCAAGGAAUUCAACCUGUUGAUUCUGUCCAUCUUCUUUUUUUUUUUUCCUAAACAUUUUAUCCUGUUAUUUGUACGAUGCACUCAUGGUACUUGUGGUUUUUUAUUGAGUUUUUAAAAACAUUUUUACCUGUAACGUCUUCACGUUCAGCAAAAAAGGCCUUUUUGGGUGGCUUGUGGCGAGGAUGCCGUUCACUUUCAUCUUCAUUCGUUUUGUGUUUCGUGCCAAAUAUGCAUCAUCAGAACAACAUUACACAUCAAUAAAUUAAGAAUUAAAAUUAAAAGUGACUCUUCAGGGCUGAGGGGAAAAAAAACCCCAAAGAUUUUUAUUGACCUUAUCAAGGGUCACGUAAUAUUUGUUUAAUUACCAGCUUCCUCUUAAAUCAGGGGUGUCAACAGACAGGUUGCUGCUAAAACCCCUAGCAAAAAGUAUGGAAUCACCCGUCUCAGACGAGCACUCACUCAGACAUUUUCUCAUGUAGAACUCAGAUAAAAAGCUUGAAAAAAAAAAAAAAAAAAGAAUUAAUUCAAAAGUGCUGCUCUUUAGCAUUCAGAAACACUAAAAGAAAUGAAUAAAAUACAUUGUGGUGGUCAGUAAAUGUUACUUUCAUAGAGCAAGUGCAGGGAAAUAUAUAUGGAAUCACUCCAUUCUGAGGGAAAAAAUAUGGAAUCAUGAGAAACAAACAGAGAAAUAACAAUCAAAACACAUCUCUAGUAUUUAGUAGCACCACCUCUGGUUUUUACAACAGCUUGCAGUCUGUAUGGCAUGGACUUAAGUAUUCUUCAUCAAUUUGGUGCCAACUCUCUUUGAUUGCAGUUGCCAGAUCAUCCUUGCAGGUCGGAGCCAUUUUUUUCCCAUUUCCACCACAGAUUUUCAAUAGGGUUGAGAUCUGGGCUAUUUGCAGGCCAUGACAUUGACUGGAUGGGUCUUUCUCCAAGGAAUGCUUUCAGAGUUUUAGCCGUGUGGCAUGAUGCACUGUCAUCUUGAAAAAUGACAAACAUAUUUUCAAUUGAAGGGAUAAGAAAGCUGUCUAAAAUUUUGACGUAAACUUUAUUGAAGGUUUAAUCACAGCCAUCUCCCCAGUGCCCUUGCCUGACAUGCAGCCCCAUACCAUCAAGGACUGGGGGAAUUUGGACCUUUUCUUCAGGAAGUCAUCUUUGUAAAUCUCACUGGAACAGCACCAAACAAAAGUUCCAGCAUCAUCACCUUGUCAAGAGUCAAGAAUCUGCAUUGGACAAAUCA
Molecule: messenger RNA, 4349 nt
Organism: Corythoichthys intestinalis (scribbled pipefish)
Lineage: Eukaryota; Metazoa; Chordata; Actinopteri; Syngnathiformes; Syngnathidae
Gene: nab2
Product: NGFI-A binding protein 2 (EGR1 binding protein 2)
Exons: 6
Coding region: 1263-2759 (498 amino acids)
Biological process (GO): negative regulation of DNA-templated transcription
Cellular component (GO): nucleus
Molecular function (GO): transcription coregulator activity; transcription factor binding
Source: RefSeq, a predicted model, not a curated record